CGACGCGGGGCCGAGAGAGCUACUUCUCACUUCUCUACCAACUCCAUAUUGAAGAACAUUCGGAUCAAACUCCCACGCACGCGAACAAAAAUAUCCAACACCAGCCUUUUGCCCUAGCGUUUUGAACCCAAAAAAAAAAAAAAAGAAAAAAAGAAAAAGCCUUUUGCCAUUCUAUAUUCAACAUUUUGAUUCUGAGAAUAAAAAAAAAAUUUAGCCUUUCGGUUUUCUGUUUUCUUUUGUUCCUAUUUUACCCUUCUUGCACCUGUGUAUUCUCUUCUCCUACCUUUUUCUGGUUCUUCUUCCCCUUCUUCGAUUCGAUUGGGUAUUGUUCAUCUAUGGAUAAAUCUUUAAUAUUCUUGUAUAUCACUACCUUGGCCUCGCUUUUGGUUUCGUCCUCCGCUUUCUGCCCUCACGAAUCGGAAUUUUUCCGUUAUAGUCUUCAAUCUCAAUCCCAUAUCUCGAUCUACCCCUACCCUCCCCUCAAGGUGGAUGGAAAUUUCCUUGAGAGAGCUUUGGCAUCGAAACAGAGGACUGGUUAUACUGCGGUGCUCUUUUAUGCUUCAUGGUGCCCAUUUUCAUGCAGUAUGUAUCCUACAUUUGGAAUGCUCAGCUUCAUGUUCCCUCAAGUAGAACAUUUGGCAAUUGAGCAAUCUUCAGCAUUGCCAAGUGUUUUCUCAAGAUAUGGAAUCCAUAGCUUGCCUUCGAUUUUAAUAGUCAAUCAGACAUCAAGGGUGCGAUAUCAUGGCCUAAAAGAUUUAUACUCGCUUGUACGAUUUUACCAAACAAUCACAGGACUUGAACCAGUUCAAUAUUUUGAUGGCAAUCAAUCCGUCGUUUUAAAAAGUAGUGAAAAGUCCAUAAUCCAGUCAAUAAGUAAUAUGUCACUAAGAGAGAUAUCAAGGAGCGAACCCUAUUUAGUUUUUGCUCUCUUGUUCCUCUGUUUGAGGGUACUCCUGUAUAUAUUUCAUAGGGUAUUGGCUUGCCUCAAAGCUUUCUGGGUUCUAUAUGUUCCCCAUUUUAACUUAGGAAUAUUUGGGGAGACAAGUCAAAUUAUGGGGCGUAUCCUCCACAUGGUUGAUGUUAGGAGGAUUUGGAACAAGCUGAGACUAUGCAAGACCCAAAACUUCCACAAGGGUGCAAAGAAUGCCAGGGUUUGGGCUUCUUCACUGACUUCUGUCUCUCUGGGUGAAUCAUCAGCUAGAUCGUCAUCAUCAUCGUCAUCUUAAAUGCAGAACUUAAAAUCUUGUACAAGAGAAAUUGGGGUAGAAAUCUCCAACUGAUAGUGUAUAAUCAGCUGCUGUGAUGUUCUUGAGGCAGGUAGUUAUUAUCUCUCUCUCUCUCUCUCUCUCUCACACACACACACACACAUGUAUCGUUACUGGUAUUGAUGAUAGCUGAAGCUGUUGUCGUUGUUUGAGUUGAGUAAUUUUUUUUUUUUUUUUUUGGGGGGAAAGGAAACCAGCAAUGUAAAUUUGAGAAUAGCUUUGUUUUUGUAAAUUACUUGUCAUCUGACGUGAAGUUUCUUAGUUUAUACAAGAGGAAUGUAAGAAUAUUAACACAA
Prunus mume (Japanese apricot) is the source of this 1561-nucleotide messenger RNA. RefSeq names its product 5'-adenylylsulfate reductase-like 5. NCBI's taxonomy places the organism in Eukaryota, Viridiplantae, Streptophyta, Magnoliopsida, Rosales, Rosaceae. The record is from RefSeq and is a predicted model, not a curated record.